AUGAGAGAUUAAGAAAAAUCACGCAGUAAACAAAAUAGUUCCACACUAAAUAAAAACGAGUCAAAAGACUCCUUCAAGAACUAGGAUCUCUAGGAAGUUUAUGAAAGUCCAGAUAAAAAAAGCAAGCAGUAGGCUAAAAAGCCAAAACUUCCUAAACCGAAAAGAGAGAACUCUGAACAAAUCAAGCUAGAUAGGACUUAGCUUAGUAGUAACGAUGAUCAAAUUAAAAUCAACAUAAAGGCCCACCCAAUUGAUUACAAUUUCUUUCCAAAGACCUGGAUCUUGCCAAAAGACAUGAGUAAGUUAAAAGCCUAUUAUCAGAGCAAAGAGGAAAAUAUGCCUUAUUUAAUUUGCAAGCCUGAUUGCUUGAGUCAAGGCAGGGGAAUUUUUAUGACUAAUAAACUUGAAGACAUUAAUAAUCAUUUCUCUCAUCAAGAUCCAGAGAAGAAGCAAAUACUUAUUGCCUAAAAAUAUGUAAAGAAACCAUACCUGAUUGACAAUUUAAAAUUUGAUUUGCGAAUAUAUGUGCUUGUGACUUGCUGUAAUCCGCUAAAAAUAUUCCUGUAUGAAGAAGGACUCGCAAGGUUUGCAACAUUUGAAUAUACUCUAGACUAAAUUGACAAUACAUUCAUACAUCUGACUAAUUAUGCUAUUAACAAGAACAGUGAGAAUUAUGUAGAAAAUGAGGAUGUUGAUGCCCAGAGUGGGACUAAAAGAAGUUUAAAAAGUGUCUUCUAGAGACUUGAAAAAGAUGGGAUAGAUGUAAAACUACUACAAAGCAGAAUGAAAGAUAUAUUCAUCAAGACACUCCUUGCAGUUCAAUCUGACAUAUUGCAUAACUAUAGAAUGAGUUAGCCAUCUGAAAAAGAGUGUAGUCUAUGCUUUGAAAUUUUGGGAUUUGAUAUUCUUAUUGAUUCAAAUGGCAAACCUUGGUUGCUAGAAGUAAAUUAAGCACCAAGUUUUAAUACUGAUACUAAGCUAGACUAUAAAGUUAAAAAGGGUUUAAUCAUGGAUACUUUCAAGUUACUCAACAUUACCAAAGAAUCAAAAUAAAGAUUAAUAGACAGAAGUGAACUAGAAAAGAAAAUGAAAAUCAUGCCAAAAAAAGACUUGAAAAUUAUUUAAGAAAAGAAGGAAGUGCUGGAGUAAUAUUUUAUCUAGCAGAAAUUUCUAUAUGAGCAAGAGAAUAAAGGUGGGUUUGUGAAGAUCUAUCCUCUGCUUGAAAAUUACUUUUAAUAUAAUACCAAAGAAGAUUCGUUUAAUAAGAGAAAAGAUAGUGGGGACAGCUUUAGCAAUGAUAUAUAGGUUUAGUAGUAUUAUCAGGUAUUUUUGAAUACUUCAAACAUGUUUAUGUGUGAUACAGUAGUUCGUAAGAUCAAUGAAAAUCGCAGAAAGUACCCUCAAACUUAUAUGUUCAAACUCAAUAAUGAGGUAAAUACUAAUUCAACCGUUUAUCGAUUUACAAAUCAAUCUUAAACUAAUGAUUAUGUGUAGACUAACUAUCAAUUCAGUCAGGUACUAAAGAAAGAAAACUCUGAAAAGAGAUUGAAAGUUACUAACUACUAUGACUUACUUGACUUUAUCCUGCCAAGACAAGCAAAUGUCAUCACUUCAAACUAAUCUUCACAAGCUAUGCUCAAAGAUCAGUCUGAUUAAUAACAAAUUCAAUCAAAGUAAGUUUAGCAGAAAGAGAUUAAACUGCCAAUCAGAGUGGAACUUGAAAAUUAGCAAAGAAGAAGUCAAGAUUUAUACUACAUGCCAAACAUCAAGUAUAACACAAGAGAAUAAUUCAUUUAGAAAGAAGGAGGGCAAGUCUCAAUCUCCUAAAUCUAAAAUCUUAAGGAGAAGGGAAUGUAAAUUACUUAAAAUGCCUGGAUCCAAAAAAUGAAAAGACAACAAGCCAACAAGUCUCCCAAGAAUUUUGGCUUCUCAAGUAUAGCUUAAAAUAUGAGUGCUUAAUAAACAAGUCUUAACUUCAACAAUAUUUAGAAGCCAUUCUAGAUUUAAGUUAAUUAGUAGUUUGAACCUACUGAAUAGCUUCUAAUAAUCCAAUAAAACUAACCGUAAAGCUCUCAUAGGUAGUAGAGUUUCCUCAAGUAUAUUAGUUUAUCAGAGUAAAGUAAACAGCAAAAUGCUUAACUAGCCUCAUAAAAUAAAGAUACGCAACAGUAGCAAUCAUAGUAAUAACUGGUUAAGCAGAACUUAGAAGAAUCUGCAAAUAAAAACCCUAAUUAUCAGCCGGUGAACUUUCCUCAUAUUAUCACUAAGAACAUUCCAAUAUCGCCUUAGGCAACUACUAGUUUUGUGAGUCAAAUGCCAACUAUUUAGCCAUUGCAGGGUUUAUCUAUUACAUCACCUUAAAACUAGACCAUAAUUAACAUGAUACCCUAUGAAACCAGCGAGCUAUUCAAUCUGAGAAAAAGUGUGGUAGCAAACCACAUCCAUCAUGGUAAUAACAAGUUUGAGAAUCAGUCUGACUAUAUUGAUAACAACAUCUUCAGCUCUUAGCAUAUGCAAAGUUAGAUAAAGAAUCAGUUUAGAGCCACCAGAUUGGCUGAAUUCCAGAGUAAGGCUAAUAAUAAAAUAGAACAUACCACUAAUACCAAUACUAAUGGCAAUAAUUACAAUAAAUUCUUAAGAUUAUCAGAGAUUAGAAAGCAGGACAGCUUAGAUUUUAAGAAUAUUAAGGAAUCAUUUGAUGUUUCUAAAUACUCAAGGAGUAUAAUCAGAGAUGUUAUUGAUAAGAAUCCUCAAAGUAAUAGAGGUUUGAUAACAGAAAGAGAUAACUCUUAGAGCUAGAAAUUAUAAAUUACCAAUAUGAAUAAACUUAUCAGUUUUGACAACACUCAAUAAGACAUACCUCGAGUGAUAGAGUAGAAAGGACUUAAAAAGGAAUCAGGAGAAAGGACCACAAUGAUUCUUAAAAAUGCUUAAUUAGUAAAAUCUCACAAGGGCAAUAUAUAGAAUUACACAAGAAUAGUUCAAGAUCCAAGCAUUAUUUGA
Messenger RNA from Stylonychia lemnae, 3003 nucleotides. The record is from the annotation of a GenBank genome assembly. NCBI's taxonomy places the organism in Eukaryota, Ciliophora, Spirotrichea, Sporadotrichida, Oxytrichidae.